AUGACUGGACUUCUUCAGCUGUUGUUACUGGUCAGCGUGACCGUGGUCUCCGAGCCAUCGUGUCCAGCAUGUUCCAAAUACGACUACGAGGAAAAGGUGCUCGAGAGAAUGAUCCGCAUGGAGUUCGCUUUUGAGAAAGUGUUAAAGGAAAACAAGGCUGUGAGCAAAACUGUUGAGCAAGACCUAACGCGGAUCAAGGAAGAAAACGAACGUUUGCACGCGACCGUUGAUGCCUUAAAGGAUCAACAGGAGCAAGAGGAACGAAGGCUGGUUUCGCUCAUGGAGGAAGUUGAGAGAAACCAGUCCAGCACACUGGAAAAGAUUGUUUCUGAUUCUAACAAGACAUUAGAACAAACUUUUGCCGCCUUCAAUGAUAUAAAAGCAUAUGGAGUAUCAAAUUGCUACUCCACUGGUGUACUUCCACGCUCACUCUCCACAUACCAGCACCCUGGACACCAGGGCAACGGCUACAGUGCCACCACGGGCAAGUUUACCGCUCCAGCACGGGGACUAUACUUGUUCCUUAUGCACACAUGUACGCCUUCACAUAAAUAUGUUUUUCUUCAGAUAGUAAAAGAAGGUUCUGUCCUCAUUUCAAGUGGCCAGUAUGACACUGACAGUCAUACCUGUUCUAGUAGUCAGGUGUUUGUACAGCUUGAUGCCGGGGAAACUGUCUGGGUACAAUGCACCAGUGGGAGCUCGAACAGACAACUGUAUGAUAGUCGUCUUUACGGUUGGACCAGUUUUGGUGGUGCUCUCAUUCACAACUGA
Mya arenaria is the source of this 771-nucleotide messenger RNA. RefSeq lists its product as uncharacterized. The coding region runs from base 1 to 771 and encodes 256 amino acids. The transcript has 3 exons. Gene Ontology annotation, molecular function: protein binding. The record is from RefSeq and is a predicted model, not a curated record. Lineage: Eukaryota; Metazoa; Mollusca; Bivalvia; Myida; Myidae.